AUGGACCAGCAGAAGAUUCAGGCAAUCACAGAUUGGCCGCCGCCUAAGGAUAUCCACGCCUUGAGGGCGUUCCUUGGUCUAUGCAAUUUAUAUCGGCGAUUUGUGAAAAACUACUCCCUCAUUGCAGUACCAUUGACAGAACUCCUCAAGAAGGUCACACCUUGGGAAUGGGGACACAAGCGAGCGGAGGCCUUCAACGCAUUGAAAGUGACUAUGUCUAGUAGCCCCAUCUUGGCCCUUCCUGAUCUGGCCAUGCCAUUCGAAGUACAAACAGAUGCAUCUGACUAUGCCCUCGGUGGAGUCUUGCUACAAGAAGGGCAUCCUGUAGUGUACGAGAGUCGGAAGCUGAAAGAUGCAGAGUGGAGCAAUGCCGCCCAUGAGAAAGAAUUAUUGGAUGUCGUCCACUACUUGCGCCUUUGGAGGCACUAUUUGCUGGAGAUCCCGUUCGUGGUCAAGAUAGACAACACAGCUGUUAGCCAUUUCAUGACGCAGCCGAAGUUGAAUGGUCGACAAGACAGAUUUUCACUUAAAAUCCCUCAUCUGCACUUGCAGUCAAUCCAUUACACCUGCGGGCUUGCAGGAAUCAAUAUGUCAAACUCUCAAGCAACACCCACCCACAUAGACGCCGGCCUUGGUCUUCAUGGUGAGAACGAGCACAUAGUCGCCCCAGGAAAUGGAGUACCUCCCCUUAAUCCUGAUGGACCACCGGCCAUAGAUCCAGUCAAUACUCAACAAGCUCUGAUAGAACAAGUCCAAAAUCAUAGUCGAGCACCAAGCAGAUUCGAACUCGAUACAUCACAGGAAGUUAUUCAUAUGGUCGAACCUGUACCAGAGAAAUUGAACGAUAAUGGAUCAGGAAUUGACCCCUCCAUCAUGAAGAUUCUCGAGGAGCUCACUAAGCGGAUCGAAUCAAGAGAAAAGAAAAUUGAGGCUAAUGAUAAAAAGGUAGAAACAUACAAUUCACGGGUUGAUCAAAUACCGGGGGCACCCCCGAUUAUAAAGGGUUUAGAUUCGAAGAAGUUCGUACAAAAGCUUUUCCCACCAAGUGUGGCUCCGAAGACCAUACCAAAGAAGUUCGCAUGCCAAAAAAUCCCAAGUACAAUGGAACCACUGAUCCUAAUCAGCAUGUAA
Molecule: messenger RNA, 1131 nt
Organism: Nicotiana tabacum (common tobacco)
Lineage: Eukaryota; Viridiplantae; Streptophyta; Magnoliopsida; Solanales; Solanaceae
Source: RefSeq, a predicted model, not a curated record